Molecule: messenger RNA, 1898 nt
Organism: Colossoma macropomum (tambaqui)
Lineage: Eukaryota; Metazoa; Chordata; Actinopteri; Characiformes; Serrasalmidae
Exons: 11
Coding region: 307-1689 (460 amino acids)
Molecular function (GO): DNA binding
Source: RefSeq, a predicted model, not a curated record
AGUCCAGUUUGUGAAAAGGCCGCUUUAAAGAGCUUCAAACACAUUAAAACCGCUCAAACAGAGCCGCUCUCAGCCUAAACCAGCGGGAUCUGACCGGUACAGCGCGCCCAGCGGCGGAGCGGCGGAGCAGGAGGUGGAGGAGGAGGAGUGUCCGCGCGCGGAGUGCUCAUCACAAACACACGGUAACUGUGGGACACAGACAUUAGAGCCUGCAGUUUUAGAUUCAGCCAGCAGAGGGCAGAUCAGAGGAGAGAGGGAGAAGCAGUGAAUCGGCAGAGAGACUCUGGCUUCACCAGUGAGAGCGUGAUGUCGGCGGUUGAACAGGAGGCCCUGUUGGAUGACAUCACGUGUGUGGAAAUGGAGAAUGACUCUGCAGAUGAGGGGGAGAUGGUGGCGUCUACAGAAAUCUUCGGAGCUGAUCCUUUACGAACUCUGGGAGAAAUUCUAGCUUACUGUCAGGUCAUGUACGGAGCCAUUCAGAAACUGGACGAAAAGUUAGAGCUGCUGCAGGCCAGAGUGACAAACAUUCAGGCAGACCACCCGAGCCCACCGCUUCAUUCUGAAGUUGCCGAUGUGGCCUCCAGUUUCCUGAACCUGCAGCGGCGCCUCAGCUCUCCUCCUCCUUCUCCUCCUGUGGAGGAUAUGAAGCCGGCCGUCUUCAUUCAAAGCCCAGAGAACCAGACGUCCUCUCAGACAGCCUCCGCCUCCACAGUGUCCACCCUCUCAGCUCACGCGUCGCCUCACACCGUGAAGAAAAUGAUCCUAAAACACCAGCGGAAAAAACCACACCACCCCUACAGCAACAGCAGCAGCCCGGCUGAAAGCACAGGAGGCGGGAGGUUCGUCCUCCCCAGCACGUUCCUGAGGAAGGCCAGCACCAUGCCCAAACCCACGUCCGCCGCCCGCUUCCUCCUGCGCAGCGUCUUCUCCCACCAGGAGCUCCUGCAGGGCAGCACCAAAGGAGACCCGGCCAAAGGCCUGAACAUGCUCGACCCGAACAAGAUCGGCGCCAUACGAGAGUGGCUGCAGAAGAGGUACCCCAAACACGACCUGGGUGAGAAGGGCAAAGACUGGAGGGCCUGUCUGACCGUCAUGAACAAAGGAGCCAGAUACAUCCGGCAGAUGGACAAGAAACGCAAGUCAACACUGACGAGUCCAAACGCAGACGAACGGCCCAAAUCUGCUUCCCCGGUUUCCCACAUGGAGCCGCAGCCGACGGCGGAGAUCGACGUGGAGCUUUCAGACAGCGACAACGACGACCUGCAGGGGCAGAACCUGCUGACCAGCACAUUCAGAGCAGAGUCUGAUCCAGAGAGAAGCUCUGACAACGAAGAGUUAUCUGACCAAGAGGACCACGUGUACCUGGGUUGUCCAGACCGAGAGGUGAAGGUGCCCCAGUACGCCAUGUACACAGCCUGGCAGCGGCCCAACGCUCCCCUCGUCGCUCGCUACCUCAUCAAGUUCAUGUUCCCAGAGGACGUGCUCGUGCGGAGCAACGUGUACGGGAAUGCCGAGUACGGCAUGGAGCCGCUGGACCACAACAAGAUCUCAGCUCUGAGGGAACAUCUUUGUGAGCGUUUUCCUGAAAUGAAGCUGGAGGAGGAAGGUCAAGACUGGAAGGCGUGUGUGGACGCCAUCAACAGCUGCAUCCGAAAGACCAGACACAAGUGCAAGAAGCUUCGCCGCUGACCGGCAACACUGUGGAGAUCAGAUGCAAGCAUGUGCGCCAGAACCUUCACUGACCUGUAGCUUGGUUUGAGAGCGACGCCUCACUUUCAAGUGUGGUUUACAGCUUUAGGGAAGGCAAAACUGUUUCACGGCAUUGAGGAUUAUUUCAGUAUAUGGGCAGUAGUUCAGUGUAAGGGCAGUAGUUCAGUGUAAGGGCAGUCUGUCCUGCU